AUGAGGUUCUUGAAUUCAUUAAUAUCACCUAAAAGUGAUUCACCUUUACCAGUCUCAUCUCGGGUCUGCUUUGUUAAGUUCCAUGAUCCAGACUCAGCAGUUGUGGCACAGCAUCUGACAAACACUGUAUUCGUUGACAGAGCUUUGAUAGUCGUACCAUAUGCAGAAGUAUUUCAUGGUUCUAUCAAAGCAGCAGUAAAAAAAAUACUCUUGACGCAUGAAAAUUAACUGGUGAGGGGCCUCAUUGCUAUUUUUAAAUUGUAGUUUUAUUUUUAAAUAGUCUUUUUUUAAUCCAAGGAUCAGAUGCAUGACUUUUUUUUUAAUGGAUGCAGAUCUUCUAUCAGGUGUCUCACAAUAAAUUCAAGAGGAUUUUAGUUUGCCAGAAAUGUUGCAAAUGCACUAAUUUGAGUAAGAUGUUGACUUAAGAUAUCCUCUUGAAACAUAAUUUUGCAUGCAAAAUUACCCCAUAAUCUUUGUAGGUUUGUUAAUAGUGAUGCAUUAAUGCCCUAUAUCUAAAUGAUCUUUUCCCCCCUUCCCUCCAUAAUUCUUGGUAUCUAAAUUGAUGACAGCUCUGACACAAGCAAGAUAACAGUGCUGUGUAGUAUACAUUUGUUUGUAUUAUCGGCACUUCUCAGUAUAGGUGGAAGGAACCAUUACCUUUAUUUAACAGUGGUUUUUCUUUUUUGUUGUU
Galeopterus variegatus (Sunda flying lemur) is the source of this 691-nucleotide messenger RNA. Its product is annotated as serine/arginine-rich splicing factor 11-like. NCBI's taxonomy places the organism in Eukaryota, Metazoa, Chordata, Mammalia, Dermoptera, Cynocephalidae. Gene Ontology annotation, molecular function: nucleic acid binding. The transcript is spliced from 3 exons. Bases 1 to 228 code for a protein of 75 amino acids. The record is from RefSeq and is a predicted model, not a curated record.